AUGAUAAGCCUAGGCGUGUAUAGGGUUCCUUUAGUUGUCACCCAAGUAUCGUCCCUGUUUAUCUUUAAGCAGCCACAUCGCAGCAAAAAAUAUCACUAUGCUCUUCCACCUAAAGUGUUACCGUUUGACGCAAAGAUCGAUGUCAACGAUCCUUUACUUUAUAAGACAGUCGAACCAAUUCCAAAGUGGCAGCAUUCUGGUAACAAUUGGGACCCUGUCGUAAUGAAGAUGACUGGAAUGAUGUUAUACGAUGGUGAAAGAGAAACGGCUCGUGAAAUAAUGCGCAAAACCUUUACUGAGAUCAAGUUUCUGCAGAUGUCUAAGCGGAAAAAGUUAACCGGAGAAGAAUAUAGUGCAGUUGAAGUCAAUCCUAUUAAGAUAAUUAAUCAAGCUGUUUCAAACUGUACUCCACUUCUUAUUCUCCACUCCGUUCGUCGUGGAGGUUUUAUCUAUAAGGUUCCUGCUCCUCCGCGUGAUGAAGUUAUCGCUAGGCACAUUGCGAUUCGUUGGAUUUUGGAGUCAGCUAGAAAAAAGGACAAAAAUCAGAGAAUUUGGAUCUCCCUUUCACGUGAACUUGUUAAUGCUGCCAACAACGAAGGAAUGGCUAUUGCUAAAAAGAAGGAGCUUUCAAAGCAAUGCCGAACACGUGUCGUGGGUGAGGUUGACCGAGGAGAUACCGUGACGGAUUAUCUUGACGAAGAGAGGGAGCGUGGCAUAAGCAUAAUGAGCGCUGCUGCAUGCCUGACCUGGAAACACCACGAUGUACAUCUCAUUGAUACUCCUGGCCACGUCGAUUUCACAUUCGAGGUAGAGCGUGGACUCGCGGCCGUUGAUUCCGCAUUGAUAAUUAUCGAUGCCUGUAAAGGAGUCGAGAGCCAAACUCGAACUGUGUGGUCACAAGCAGAUCGCUACCAGUUACCUCGAAUGAUUUUUAUUAACAAAAUGGACCGUCCAAUGGCAGAUUUCGGCAAUUCCCUCGAUUCUCUUCGCCAGCGCUUUAGUGGAACUUUCUUUCCCAUUCAAAUGCCUGUGUUUACUGGCAAGGAUCGUUUCAUAGGAAUUGUUGAUUUACCUUCUUUUACUCUCAAGAUUUGGCCCAAUCCGGAUGGUGUGCAGUCAUCUCAGGUGGACCUCUUUAAAGUUCUUGCCUCAGACGGGCCAUCGAAGUCCGGUGACUGUGCCGUUGAUUUUACCACAUUAAUACCACUGGCACUGAAGGCUCGUGAGCAACUACUCGCUUCGUUGGCUGAUUUAGAUGAUGCCUUCGCGAAUGAGUACCUCCUCGUCGAUAAUCCUGAACGCCUGCUUCCAGUAGACGUCGUCUCUGACUGUGUACGAAAGGUUACGAUUUCCUCUCGUGGUUUCCCUGUCCUGGUGGGUAGCAGUCGUCGAAAUAUUGGCGUCGAGCCAGUUCUCGAUGGUAUUGUUGAUUACCUUCCUGACCCAUCCCAACGUCUUCCACCACCUCUAAUCACCAACAGUCUUCGCCGAAUUCAAAAUGCCUCUCGAGGGAAUCAGGCACCCCCAGUACUUCUCACAUUCAAGAUUCUUUUCGAUCCCCAGCGUGGUCCACUUUCCCUGACUCGCGUUUUCUCCGGGUCAGUGAAGCCUGGGAUGCAAAUAAAAAACUGGACACGCCGGGACCUCGACGAAGUAUCUUGUAUCGAAAAGUUGACUGGCGACGCUUACGAGAACUUGGACUCGGCGGGCCCCGGCUACAUAGUGGCCCUAAGCGGUCUGCAAUCUACACGAACUGGCGACAUCCUCGGCCCCGUUAUUGAGUGUCGCGCCGAACCCGAAGAGGCAGAGGCAAUGGACGACGGCAUGGAGGGCGCCUUUGUGCCUCAGCCAGUCAUCCACGCAGCACUGGAACCACGAAGCUCUUCGGCAUUCCGAAAUCUGGAACGAGCCUUGGCAUGUAUGCAACGCGAGGAUCCUAGUUUCAAGGCGAGCUUCAACUCGGAGACUGGCCAGUGGGUAAUCGCUGGAAUGGGUGACCUGCACCUCGAAAUUGUACUCUCACGUCUUCGUCGUCAGUACAAGUUGGACGUCAGCAUGGGUCCUCUCCUGAUAUCUCACAAAGAAAUGCCAGAAGGAGGCAAUGAAUCCGUUGGUGCGACUACUUCGACUGGUAUCGUUGGAGGUCGUCAACGAACAAUUUUUGUAGAACUUGUCGCUCGGUCCAGUGGCCAUCUGCAUGCAUCGGAAACACCCCAGGUAACUUUCAACAAGGCUUGGAUCCACCAAGGUUCAGUCGGCGUUGGGCACUCCGGUUAUGGUGACCCCCAGUCUGCAGGCACUCUCAGCAAGAUAAUGGCGUGUGUGCGUCAGGGAUGCGAGGUCGCCUUAAUGACGGGUGGGCCGUUGCUGCAUUCGCGUGUUGUCGGUGUGAGUUUGCACGUGCGUCGCAUCGGCCAACUGCCAACCUCGUCAACAGUCACCCCGGAUGCCGACCUGACCCGAAUCCAAGUUCCCACAUCCUCGCAGAGUUUCGUCUCCUUUACGGCGCUUCUCAGGUCAGCCGUCAUGAAAGCCGCUAAUGAGGCCCUUGUUGGUCUUCCAGAUUGGAAAGUCAUGGAACCAGUCAUGGCGGUGGAACUUCGAUUACCUAUAGACGUCGGCUCAGGCAAGGACACCUCGGUAACUCCCUUCAUAAGCGAGUUGUCGCGUCGACGUGGGGAGAUUGAGGGAGUCGAAGUGGUCCAGCUUGCCAAUGGUACGCGUGAAUGUUGUCUUCAAGCCUUUGCUCCUCUCGCAGAAUUGCAGGACUUUUCAGCAACUGUUCGAAGUCUCUCUUCGGGCAUGGCCGACCUCAGCCUCCGGCUGGCGGACUUUCGACCUGUCUCGGCCGAUCGCCAAGUUGAACUCCUCAGGCGACUCGGCAAAUUCAGUUAA
Messenger RNA from Mesocestoides corti, 2895 nucleotides. The record is from the annotation of a GenBank genome assembly. Lineage: Eukaryota; Metazoa; Platyhelminthes; Cestoda; Cyclophyllidea; Mesocestoididae.